Musca vetustissima is the source of this 2289-nucleotide messenger RNA. RefSeq lists its product as uncharacterized. Bases 1 to 2289 code for a protein of 762 amino acids. Gene Ontology annotation, molecular function: protein binding. Lineage: Eukaryota; Metazoa; Arthropoda; Insecta; Diptera; Muscidae. The transcript is spliced from 4 exons. The record is from RefSeq and is a predicted model, not a curated record. Gene Ontology annotation, cellular component: plasma membrane.
AUGUCUACCAUACGUAAUCCCAUCCCCUUCCUGAACAUCACCAUUUCGGCUGUACCUCCCAAUUGUGUCCAGAUGGUCUGUAAAUUCGUUUGCUUUAAUGGCCAAUCAUCGGAAAUCGAUCAGGACAUUGAUAUUGUGGUCAAGAAAAAUGACCAACCCUGCGAUGUCAUUGAGGAGUUACGUUUGUAUAACUACAAAUUUACGGAUAACCGCUUAUACCAUGGCUUCCUGGGUACUUAUACGGAUAAGGUGGAGGCAUUAUAUGUGGCAUCAUCGAAUGUCAGUGACGUGGCUGCGGGUACCUUUGCCGGGGGGAUAUUUCAAAAAAUCUACUUCGAAGAUUUGAAAUUACGAGAAUUGCGUAAAGAUUUCUUUGAGGAUAUCAGUCGGGAUUUUCAACUCCUCUCGAUAAUCCAAAAGGAGAAUCCCUUGCGCGCGGUCAAUGGAGAUUUUUUGGAUUAUGUCAAGUAUCAAAUUAAACAUUUGACCAUGCAAGUGGGCCUGUCGUGUGUUCGCAACAUCACCGGAAGUUCAAAUUUAUUGAAUAAUUUGAUUUAUGUGGAUUUUAGUUACAAUAACUUUAGGGACCAUUUUACGGAUAAGGUAUUCAGCAAGGUAUCGAUGGUCGAGCAUAUUGAUUUGUCCCACUCGAAUUUGGAAUAUUUACCACCCUAUGCGUUUGCGGAUGUUGUGGACACUUUGGAAUAUUUGGAUUUGUCGCACAAUAAGUUGAAGACCCUGACGCAUACGAUUUUCGGUUGGCAUGAAAUUCCGAGGGAAUUGAAAGUCUAUGCCCAUGGUAAUCCGUGGGAAUGUUCGUGUGAUUUGCAGCGGGAAAUGAAAGAGAUUUUUAUUUAUCAAACUACGAAGUUGACAUGUUCCGAACCAGAAUCGUAUGAGCAUUGGUCGCUAUUUGAUGAUCGGAUUUGUGAAGAGUUUGAAACGGAGACUACAAAGAUAUUGGAGGUGGAGAAUAACGAUUCAACGCUGGCCAUUGAAAAGGAGGAGGAACAGGGUGAUGGGGAGAGAGAUGUGGUAAUUUCAACUACGACCUCCACCACGACCACCUUGGUAGCGGAGGAAUUGCCGGACAUUAUAAAUCAAGUACCUCUGCUACCGUCUUUCCCUAUUGUAGUGGAAUUGAAAUGUUGGAUCCCAGAGGCUGAUAAAUCUAAGGAGAAUUAUACGAAUCAGCCUUUGAAGGUUCCCAUUGUGCAGUUUGAGUUGGUACCCAGGGACCACCUAAGUGUAGAUGUGGUUGUGGAAAAAAUUGAAGAAAAUUCAGAUACCAUUGGCCUAAUUUGGUUCAGCAAAGCCACCACCCAAUUUUAUAAAAUGGAAAUCAAUUACAAUGAAUAUGGACUGGGCUGCUACCAUUCGAUAACCUAUACGAACACGGUCACCGAAUUGGUACCCAAUGUGGCCUAUACCUUUUGUAUGAUCAUUAAAGAUCAAUUGAUGAUAUCUCCCUUCAAUUGUAAGUCCAUACAUGUUAGCGGUAAUCUAUCGAUCCAGAGUAGUGCCUGGUUGACCCGAGACAUGAAGGUGACUGGACUUUCGUUGGUCGUUUUUGGUAUUGUCAUGUUCUCCUUUGCUGGGAUUCUGAUGAUUUAUUUGCUGCUCAAGAGGAAACCGAUUCUAUUGAAGGGUAGCAAAAGGGUAACCACCGUGGGUUCGCACAGUGAUGAGAUUGUGGUAAUGCCCCGGGCCAAGUCCAUAAAAGUUAUGAAGGAGAAAGAAAAUGCCCUGGCCAGAAAGAGGUGGGUUCUGAAGAUCAUUUUUUAUAUUCAAAAAAAUUUUACAUUUUCUCUCUUCCCACACAGCUCCAAACCCAUUGUCAUCAAGCGUCGCAAAUCCACCGAUAGCGUGGCCAGCUAUCAAAGCUAUAUGAAUACGAAUCUGUAUGAGGUAAUACCAGCCUAUUCUCAGAUAACCGCCUCACCUACACAAAGUCGCAGCUUCGAUAGCAAUACUUCUUCCUCGCUUUCGUCAACCCUAACCUUGGUUAAUAAUGAUGCCAACGCUGAUUCUCAGGUGGAAAUGCAGUCGUCAGCAAAUCUUCAUCAGCCGAAGACGAAUGACACUUACGAUUUGGAAUCGUGCUAUUUAACACCUCUAAAUAGUACCGUUUCCAGUUCAGCAGAUUUGGUAAAUUAUGCCGAAAUACCAUAUCGUACGAAACGGGUCUCCAAUGAUCCGCUGCCGGCAGUACCGAAGGAGCAAAGGCGCCUGGAAGAGAGUGCCAAUCGAGAUAUUGGUGUCAUUUAUAUGUUGGACAGUCAGGUGUGA